This is a messenger RNA of Pocillopora meandrina, 24849 nucleotides long. Lineage: Eukaryota; Metazoa; Cnidaria; Anthozoa; Scleractinia; Pocilloporidae. The record is from the annotation of a GenBank genome assembly.
AUGACCACACUUGAGCUGUACACGAAGGUAACUGGCAAGGGCUUUUCUGUUGAUGACUAGUGGUACCUGGUGCAAGUUUCCCGAUGAACAACUUUAUAUUCACCGGCUUUCCUUCUUUCUCUAGGGAGCUAGAGUAUGGAUCCCGCACGAACAAGUUAUAUGGAUUGGCGGAGAAUUAACUAAAGAUUUAAAAGAAGAUGGAAUCUUGGAGAUUGAACUCGAAGACGGAAAUGUAAGUCUGAAGUUAAUGUAUAUCAUGUUCGACGUGAACUUGAGACCUUUGUAAAGUUUGACAAUCGUAUGUUUAUUUAUAAUGAGCUCUUACGUUGGUAAAUCUCACGCUCCAUUUGUAUUUUUAUAUAUUUAUUUUUAUUUCUCCAAUAGGAAAUUACUCUCGAUGUUUCUAAGGGAAAACAGAGCCUUCCUCCGUUGAGAAACCCCGAAGUUCUUGUUGGAGAAAAUGAUCUUACAACCUUGAGUUACUUACAUGAACCUGCCGGUUUGUACAUGUCAACAAAUAUCCCUUUGGUGAACGACGAUGUGUUUGUUUAAACUUUUCUCAAGAAUUCAUAACAAUUUUUCUUUGUUCUGCUUUCUUGUGAAACCCGUUGAAUUCUCUUUGUUUAGUGAGGUUUCCUGUUGAGUAAGUAAAUAUAGUUACCAAAAAUCAAAAUUAUAUUUCGGAGUUGUUAGGUUAAUUUUACUUUAAUUUAAUUUUUCCUUUUAGUGCUGUACAAUCUUCAAGUUCGUUUCCUCCAAUCCAAUGCGAUUUACACUUAUUGUGGUGAGUAUAAAUGUAUUCUCUGUGAUUUCCUCGCUCGGUAUUGGUAAUUUUUUUGCGAAAUAUAUGGAGGCAUGUAAAUAUUGGUACUAAAAUUUUAAUAACUUCCAAACCAUUUCGUGAAAUUAUUGGAGCGAUACUAAUUGCAUUUGAGAGUCGUAAGAUGUAAUGUUUACUCGACGGUCGAAGUAGACGCUCAGCAAAACUAAAAGCAAUAUUGCAUUUUCUAUUAGGAAGAGUGAUUGUUUUCAAUUCCUUCUCGGGUUAUCUUUAGUUUUGAUUUUGUUGAGCUUACAAUAGGCUUUCACGCCUUUUGACAUUUCCGCAAUUCCCUCUGGCUAGAGAAGUGCGAGAGAAAACACAAAGCUAUUUUUAAAAAUGCAAAUUUCUGUUACUUGCUGAAUAUUUAGGUUAAUUCCUGUCAUUUUUUUAAUUACAUAUUUAGUUCAAUGUUACUUGAUUCCAGAUUUUUCAUGAAUUUUGAAGGCAGCUCAUCCAAAAUGACUCUAGUUUAAUUGAUCAAAAUAAGAUUUUCUAGAUUGUCAAUUCUAAGAAUAUUAGUGUGUGUUUGAUUAGCUGAUUUUGUUAGACUUGUAUGUGAGUGUAGGGGAAUAUGGGAUCUUAAUGAAUAAUUAUCAGCAAAAUUAACAAUGCCUCGUCCAUACAGCGAAGAUCUCCGAUGGCGAGCCAUUUGGAUGAAAGAAAUGUUGGGGUUUCAACCCCGAAAGCCUAAAAUUAAUUCUAAUCUACCCAUACUGCCUUUCGGUCUUGUCCCGUACCCUUGAAGCUUUGAUCCGACAACGUAAAUUGAAAUAGCUGUAUAUUUUAUAAUUAUAAAAGGUUUCAACAACGGCAUUUUUGUGAGAUUAAAAUAAGUUUUCUACAGAAUUGUCAGUGUAGCCAUCUUCCUAAUGAAAAUCAAAGUCUAUUACUUUCAAUUCUAGACUAUGAAGUAAUUUGACAUUUUGUCAAAUUCCUAUUACUUCCAUUAGGUUAAAGGAAUAUGCUUGUUCAGCAUCAAGACUUUUCAGAGUAGCUUGUCAUUCAGCCAGAUUUCAUGAAAUUUCGAUAAAACUUGAAUAAGAUAUUGUACCCUCUGCUUAAUGUGAUGAGCUACCAUCAUCUGCUGAAUACCCUUGAUUGUUGUUUAAUAGUCAGGCAUAAUGUGUUUCUUACCCAAUAAAUGUACAUUUUAUAUUCUGAAUUAAAUCUCAGUGAUUCCCGAAGAGCAAGGUUUUGGGUAUCAAUAAGAUAAUUGUGGUUGUAUCAAUAGUUUCCAAAAUCUUACUUAGGUGUUCAUGGCCUAGUAAAUGUGAUGCUUAAUUGAUGUAAAUUAUAAUUUGCUAUGCUUUUGAUAGAGACAUUAAUGUACAAGAUCACCUUCAAAAUCCUUGCAGGUAUUGUUCUGGUUGCUAUCAAUCCUUACCAACAGCUUCCUCUCUAUGGACCUGACAUCAUAUCUGCGUAUAGUGGCCAAUCCAUGGGUGACAUGGACCCACAUAUUUUUGCUGUUGCUGAGGAUGCAUUCAGAGCCAUGGCCAGGUGAUUUUAAAGGACUAGAAAAGUCAAUUUGAGCCCUCGAAAUUUUUUUAUCAAAAUCUUGAGCAGUCAAAUCUAUGUCAAAGGUUUGGUGCAGGCUCCAUAAAUUUGUCUUACCAGUGCAUCCACCUAGUGGAGAUUUUAAUGCUGCUCUGUGGUUACUUUUUUUUUUUUUGGAAAAUACUGAAUAAAUAGUGUCAAAGAAUUCACUUGGGGAGAUCUGUAAGUCAAAUUGAUUUCUGCAAUACAGUUACAUUGAUAUGGAUUCUUAUCCAAGAUAAUGUAGACUCUGGUAACAUAUUUGAAAAUAAAUUAUCAUGAGAUUGGUUUAAACCUUUAACCCCUAAUAGUGACUAGCUUGUAAUUUUUCCUUACAAUAUCACGCCUGAACCACACAUUAAGGUCAUGAGAAUAAAGGAAAUGAUCACUUUGAACCUUGUGAUUGUUAAAUAAAUUCUCCUUGUCAGCACCUUUUAGUUAGGAAAUUUAUAGGGAACAGUAUGGAAAAUAUUAUGGAGAAGAUACAUAUAGAUGGUAGUUAAAUAGUUGCAUGAGUCCUAGGGUCUAUCUGAGGUUGUUGGUGGGUUAUGGGACACUUCCUUAAUCUUCUUAGUAAUAAGAAACAGUUGAACAACCACCUACUUGAGUGAUAAGUCAACUAAUUUUCACUGACACUAAUAUUUUCAGAGGCUCUUACACAAAACUAGCCAAUCAGCUUACAAGAAAGGAACUACAAUAAAUUCUGUUUCAUUUCCGUGUCACUUUUACUUGCUUUGUUCCUGAGUACUGAUUGGGUUCAAUUUUGUUUACAUGUUUGUGUCCUGUCAUGGUAUCAUUAAUUUUGUUUAACUGAUUAUAGUAUUAGGGUGUGAUUAUAAAGCUUUUUGACAAUACUGCUGAAUGGCUCAUGAAAAUGUCUGUAAUUGUAUAUUCUUUUUUUAGAGAUGGGCUGAAUCAGUCAAUCAUUGUCAGUGGUGAAAGUGGCGCUGGGAAGACAGUUAGUGCUAAGUAUGCAAUGAGGUACUUUGCAUCAGUGGGAGGGGCCUCUACAGAGACGCAGAUUGAAAAGAAAGUCUUGGCAUCCAACCCUAUUAUGGAGGUAGAACAGCUUAUAACUUGUUUAAUUGGUUUAAUACCAUAGGUGCCAACCAGUUACAGUGGCACACUAACACAUGAUAAUGAUUUUCGAGGCUGUCUAUUUUUACAGGCCAUUGGAAAUGCUAAGACAAUACGGAAUGACAACAGUAGCCGAUUUGGAAAAUACCUCGAAAUAUCUUUUGACAAGAACUAUCACAUCAUAGCAGCCCACAUGAGAACCUAUUUGCUGGAGAAAUCUCGAGUUGUAUUUCAAGCUCCUGAUGAAAGAAACUACCACGUAUUCUAUCAACUUUGUGCUGCAUGUGAUACUCCUGAACUCAAAGAUCUUAGACUUGGUGAGUCAGAGUUGUCAGCUUACUCACUAGCUGGAUAAUGUCCACAGUGUUUAAAUGGUUUGGUUGUGUGAAUUUUGGGAAAAAAAGUGCUCUAUCAAGCCACGUAGUCUAUUUACAGAUUUUUUUCUAAGGUCUUCAAUUUGCUUUCAGCGCACCAAGACAACUUUUACUACUUAAACCAAGGAGAAUGUCCUUAUGUUGAUGAGGUGGAUGAUGGUGAGGGGUUUGAGGAGAUGCGAGAGGCCAUGGAUCUGGUGGGAAUCAUGAAUGAUGAACAGCUGAUGAUAUUCAGAAUCUUGGCUGGUAUUCUGCACAUUGGAAACAUUGAUAUUCAACCAGCCAGUGAGGAAGAAAGUACAAUUGACGUAAGGCUCUGCUCAGUGUUCUUUACAUUGGUCAUUUCAGUCAUUUUAGGGCCUUUCCACACCAGCGAAAAAGUUGUUUAUUUGGACAAAUUUUCUGUCAUCACCAACAGUUUGCAAGUGUGGAUGGUUUGUCGUGACUUGACAAAUUUUGGCUGAAGCGGCAAUUCUUCAAAUGCACUGUUGACAAAAUUUGUCCCAGGUGAAAACUAAACAAAAUCAACUAAAUAAAUGAAACCAUGAUAAACUUGUCAAUCAUGUGUGGUAAAAGCUGGGGCCAGCAUGUAAUUGAGCUGAAAUCAGUGUACUAGAAAGACAAAAAUUGUUUUUCGUUGCAAAAUUCAAGGAUUCUACAAUUUUAAAAACCUGGAAAUCGGUUGUGGAAUCCUUUAGCCAACUAUGCUGGCUGGUCUUAUGAACAGAUCAGGUGCUGCCAGAAUUCGAUGGCUUUGAAACUUUUAAUGCAGAUACAACAGACAAAACAAAAAUUUUUCAUGGCAAAAUUUCUUUGAUUUUCUUGGAUAAUUCUAGUUUUGUCCUCUAACUAGUGAGGAAAGGCCCCAACUCAGUGUCUAGUAAAAAAAAACUUAAAGUAGGAAAAAGAAAUAAAAGGAACAGAAAUGGGAAAGAACCUUCUGUUUUAAACUUGAAGGAAAAGGUUGCUGCACACUGACAAUCAAACUGUCUUAGAUCUUUUUGUGAUCAGGAAGAAAAAAAAAAGACAUCAAAAUUUUGAAUUGACAAGACUAAAACAAACAAACAAGAAUAUUAAAUAGUUUUUUUUUAAAUUGCUGAUGCAUCUACAGUUGUAUUAACUUUUAGCUCAGUUGAAUGCAACCCAGUAGUUCUUAACUGAGGAUAAUAGAGUUGAUGAAAGGGACUAUGAAAGGAGAAACAAAUUCAGUUGGGCUGUAUUGUGAGUGUUACAUGACCUGCUUCCACCUAAUGUAAUAUUGGUGGAUCCAAUUUCUCAAAUGCAUCUACUGGGUAUAAAAUCCAUUUUUUUUCCUCUCUCUUAUACCAUCAUUGCUAGGACAAAGAUUUUCAUCUGGCAGUAGCAGCUGACCUGUUGGGUAUUGACAGAAGCCAGUUUAAAAAGUGGUUGUGCAAUCGCAAGAUUGUCACAGUACAGGAGGUGCUCAUCAAACCACUGAAUGUUGAAGAGGUCUGAGAAAACAUUUUUUUCAAAAUCUCACUUUAUGUUUCUGACUGAAUUAUAGAGAAAUUUAAUCAAGUAAAUAUGUGCCAUUACAUUGAAGGUAAUAAUUCUGUGGUUUUUGCUCCUGUUUGUAGGCUGAUUUUGGCAGAAAAGCAAUUAGCAAGCACAUUUAUUCUCAGCUGUUCAAGUGGAUUGUACAAUGCAUCAAUAAUUCUCUCAGCUGUGGAGUCAAACAGCACUCGUUUCUUGGAAUUCUUGACAUUUAUGGGUAAGGCCCAAGCUACAACCUUACAUGCUUGAAUGUAUUUUAUAGGGAAUAGUAGGUUUUUUAGGCAGAGUUGAUCAAUAAAAAGCAAAACACAUGGGAUUUUACAACAAAGAGAAGCUAGAAAUGCCAUCAAAAGUGAGUGGUUAGCCAAGUCAGCUCAGCCAGUUGAACAGUUUUACUGUUGAGAGCAGUGUUAGUUUGAUGUGAUGUUAUUUAUAACCAAAAACAAUUAAACAAAAAAACUGGGUCAUACAUUACACAUUGCAUAAAGUGUAGCUAUAGGUUCAACUUGCAGGGUAGUUCAGAGCUGUGGCAUGUACAUGUUGUACAGGACACUUAGGUUUACCCUUUUCAAUACCUCUUACUCCCACUUUGUGAGAAUGUGUUUUUUUUUUUCCCAGGUUUGAAACUUUUGAGGAGAACAGUUUUGAACAGUUCUGUAUCAACUACGCCAAUGAAAAACUCCAGCAGCAGUUCACGCAGGUAAUCAUCAGCAUCAUUAGAUUUCUCGUUUCCAGUUUGAGUCACCUCUCUUACUUUUUCGUUAUUGUGCUUCCACAUGUAAUGCUUGCUUAAUUAUUCAUUCAGCAUGUUUUCAAACUGGAGCAAGAUGAAUAUGUGAAGGAAGAGAUAGAGUGGUCAUUCAUCAACUUCUAUGAUAACCAGGCUUGUAUUGAUCUGAUUGAAGCAAAACUGGGAAUACUUGACUUGCUUGAUGAAGAGUGUAAGGUGAGACAAACUGAGAUACUAUUUUGUUUGUGUGAGAAAUGAUCUAGAUAUAAUGAUGUAAGGGAGAAGAAGCAGGUGUCAGAUAGAAUCACCCAGGGUCAUAGUGUUUAGCUAAUUUUUUUAAAAAUCAAAAUGGCUGCCAACUGCCAAAAUUGCAGAUGAUGCCAUGCCCCCAGCAAUACCACACUCCAUAAUUUUAGCCAUAGAGUGCUCUUUGGUUGAGUGUCAAAAUAUAAAAAAGGAAGUACACUUGUAAACACAAUAAUCAAUUGUAGCAAAGCAAAAUAUCUCAAUGAACAAGUGAACUCAAGGUUAAAACAAGCAAAGUACUUGAUGUGCAGGAAUGUGUGUGAGCAAGUUACAAUUAGACUGCUCUUUUAUCACAUGUUAUUUGCAGAUGCCAAAAGGAGCUGACAGUUCAUGGAUCCAGAAACUGUACAAACAUCACAUGAAGAAGGAGCACUUCAGCAAGCCACGCCUGUCACAAACAGCCUUUAUAGUGCAUCAUUUUGCUGAUGAUGUGGAGUAUGAAAUCAAAGGCUUUGUGGAGAAAAACCGAGAUUCCGUUAAUCAGGAACAUCUAGCCAUUCUUAAAGCUAGUGAGGUAUGUAAGGAAAUUGGAAUGUUAUCAAAGAAGCUCUUUAAUUUUUAAACAAAUUCUCUUUGUCAGCACCUUAGGAAAUGUAUAGAGAACAGUAUGGAGAAUGUGCAUACUGAUGUUGGGGUUACGGAUGUGAUUUAAAUGCUCAAAUGCUUAAACAUAACAAGAGGUUUAUUACACCAGUAUAUGAUUUUUUUGUCAUCAAUGAAUAAAACUCUGAGGGUAAGGCAGUUAGUGGGCUAACUCCAGAUUCCAUGUACUGAUGAAAUAUUUAAUUUGCCAUCACAUUGAUAAAUUGAGAGUUUUUGCAUUUAAACUAAAGCCUUUCUGCAAUAACAUCUUUGAAAUUCUAAUCCUUGUUGAAAUGAGGUAAUUGCAGCACUGGCUAUGAUAAUCUUACUCGUUAGUACUCUAUGUAGCGUUGAACAGCUCUAAAUUCUAAACUAUUGAAAUCUUUAAAAAUCUUUCUGAACCAUAUUUGUUCCUUGCACAGUAUGAACUGGUGGCACAAGUUAUUGAUUGCACACAUAAUGUAAGUGAAAAAAAGGUAUAAAUCAAAAUUAAUUUUAAAAUUAACAUGAUUUAGUCAGCUUAAUCUAAAUAUUCAGUAAAUGCUACCUUUAAACAUUUCUCAGUAGAACUAAAAAUAUAAGCAAAAUAUUCGGAAAAUCUGUUGAAAUUCUGGGAUAUAACCUACGGUAAACCAGCAAUACUCAUGGUCGCCCCAGAUUAAUAAAGAAUUGAUAAAUACUCGGUUUAGUUGACCAUUCUGUCUUCGCUGGAGACUUAACCUCGACGGCAUUAGACCAAACUUCAAUUUCAGUUGAAAGUAACGUAACGAGCUGUUGUUAUGUUGCAGUAUGAGAUGGUUGGAGACUUAUUCUCUGAGAAUGAAGCUCACAUGAUGCCGCGUAAGCGAUCAACUUCUAGAGCUGGAAAAAAUGUCUCCAAAUCCAAGCGGAGUGUUGGAUCAGAGGUUUGUUACCUUAUUCAGUCCUACCAGAGGUCAACAACUACUUUCUGACCAGAAGGGAAUCUAAAUCUAGUUUGUAGAAUGUGUGAACAAAUUGUGCACUUAUUAGGGAUGAUUACUAAAUAGUUAUUUUUGGGCGAUUUUGAGCCAGAUAUCCCGAUUUGCUCAAGGCCAUUGAACCUCAAGAAUCUGGCAAUGUCAGUAUGAUUUCAUGGUAUCAUUCGAUUAUGGGUUUUCAUUAUUUUUUACGGGAAUCUCACCGAGGGAAGCUGAUUCGCCAUUUUCCAUGCAAGAGCAUGGACACAACUACGCAUGAGUUGAAUGUCAUGAACAGUAAAACAAAACUUGACUGUAUUACGCAAGAGCAGACCAUAAAUUGUUGGCGGUUAUUUGUAGGUUACAUGAUUGGCUGUCGGUCAAUAAAAAGAUAAAAAUUGAUUGCUAAUAAUUUUGUGAAGAUGUCUAUUUAGUAGUUUAGUAAUUUGAAGAAGAAUGCGGUGGACAAAUCUUAUGUUGCUUGCGAGGAUAACCACAUCGUUUUGCGACUUUUUUUCUAGUUUCGUGAAUCGCUGUCGAAGCUUAUGGCUACCCUGAACAGUACAGUGCCUCAUUACAUUCGCUGCAUUAAACCCAAUGACCGCAAAGCACCGUUCGAGUUUAACCCACAGAGAAGUAUUCAGCAGCUCAGAGCUUGCGGAGUACUGGAAACUGUACGAAUCAGUGCCGCGGGCUACCCCUCACGGUGGAGCUAUGACGAGUUCUUUAACCGUUACCGCAUGCUUCUGAAGUUUGAGGCUAUUAACAGAAGAAAGCCACGAGCCUCGAUAGAAUUGAUAUUGAAGACGCACAUAAAAGUAGGGGAAAAUUGUAAUCUUUCUAAUGUGUUUGCUCGCACCCGAAGGUGAUUGCUAUCGCCCGAUAUGUUAAACUACGCCACUUUCCUGAAUAUGCCUCGGCUACAACUGAGGAAUGUCUUUCUUGUUUUAACAAUGAGAGGCACUGAGAGAACACCACUUAAUAGUUGCUUUUUGCUACUCGUUAAUCCAAGAGAUAUUUGGGCUCAGCCUUGAACUCAAAUUGCCUUUUACAGCUGCAACUGAUUUAGAAAAGACGUUGUUUAUGACUUUUUGAUAACUUGUUUAAGAGGCCUGGAGACCAAAAUCAUUUUGAUUGAUCUGUUUUUCAAAUCAACCUCAAUUUUAUUUGCGCUGAAUGUUGUGUGAACAAAAGACGUAUGUUUGGGUCUUGUUAGUGGUGUUUUAAAGGUAGUUUAAAUCCCUUGACUUUAUAAAUGAAUGCGGAAAUUUGAGUUGUUGAAAAAUUUUCUAUCCAUGUUUGGUGUAGGACCCUGAUAAGUUCCAGAUGGGAAAAACGAAAAUCUUCUUCCGUGCUGGCCAGGUAAGGUUAUCUGUAAAUAUAUUGAAUUUACAAACUACAAUACAGAUUAAAAUUUCUUUGUUUGUUAUGACAAGAGAGUUAUGAACGCUAAUCGGCUUCUUCACGGGGUUGUGUCAUAGUUACUGAUAGUAAAGAUUUGAAAAAAAUGAGAAAGAAAAAACAAAAAAAAACGAAAAUCAAGUCAACCUAAAUAGUGGACCAAAAUUUAAGCCCAGCCUUUUGAAUGCUAGUUGAGUGCAACAGCCAACUGAGCAACGAACCCGAAGAUAAAUGUUUGGUUAUUUUAUCAAAGUUUUUCCUUGACUAGAUUUUGAAACUGGGCUGAGGUUUAGAGCCAUAUGACCUCCACCACUGGUGCUGAUAAUUUAUGGUAUCAUGAGAGGUGAAACUGAUAAUUGUCGAUUAAGUCUUUCACUCUAAACAUCUCGUUAGCAAAUCUCAUUACUGUCUGCCAUAUAUUUUCCCACGAUGUUAGUUUGAAGAAUUUGGUUUUGUUUCAAUUAACGAUCCCCUAAUUGAUUUUUUCCUUUAUUUUAUAACUUGUUUGCUUUAUAUUGUAUGAAUAGUUAAGGGAAAAUUCUGUCUUGGUUACCCUCGGGUGUCAAAUGGUUUAAACCGUUAAAAGAAAGACAUAAAAGGAAGAUAUAAAAGAAAGAAAGACAUGUGGCCUUAGUUUGCAUUUGCCGAUUUAUAAACUACUGUUGUUUCAUUUCAAAGACAGUUCAAUGCCAAUGUGUUUCACUUUUAGGUGGCUUAUCUGGAAAAACUCAGAUCAGACAAGCUUCGAGACAGUUGUAUCAUGAUUCAGAAGAAUUUCCGCUGCUGGAGGGAACACCGGCUCUACCUGAGAAUGAGGCGGUCUGCGAUCCUAAUACAGGCCUGGGUACGAGGCUAUCUGGCAAGGAGGUUUGUGUAGAAAUGAGAUUCCCGAAAGAAGUGUUUUUAUUUACCAGAGGUUCGAGAAUAGAGAAAAUUCCACUGCUUCCAUGCGAAGCCAAAACUUAACAUUUUCAAAUGAGUUCAAGCCUCACAUUCUUACACGGUCUGUCCAAUUCAAAUAUUUUGAAAAUUGGAACCCUAUUUUGAACCUUCGGAUUUUUACCUGAGGAGCAAAUUUUUGAAGCGAAUAAAGAAGAUGGCUUUAGGAUAGGUUAUUCUGUGAAUCAGGCCCUAAAGGUACUACUUAAAACAAUUAACAUGAAUUAAAACCCAAUGAUGUCACUUUCAAGCACAUAUCCACAAUAGGAGAUUUCUCUGCUACUGUCCCAUCCCACGCCCCUUGUUGAUUGUCAGGAUCAAUUGAAAUCCAGAGUGAUUCUUUUAAACUGACUUUAUUGCUUUUCUUUUGCGAAAAGAAAACUUUGAGGGUCUUUACAAUCCGCGCGUAUAACCAAGUUGUGGGGCGGAGUUUACAUCAGAGUAGUAAUACUGUUAUAUUGGAAAUAGAUCCAUUGGAACAGCCUUUUAGGGAGCACAUAGGAACUAGCAUAAUUGACCCUAAAUAAAGUUGCCGCCUCCUGACGGUAACAAAAAGUAACCUUAUUUUUAAUUGCGUGUCCCAGAAAAGUGGUCUCCGAAACAAGCUGUUCCAAACGUAAUUAUGUAAAACAUAUUUACCCUACUUCUGUCUCAUCUCAGUACCUCAGAGUAGUAACUCCAAUGACGCUGGAAUUCGUUUUGUUUUUUUCUUUAAGACUUGCACAGGACCUCAGAGAAAAGAGAGCUGCGAUAACCAUCCAGCGCUACUACCGUGGUUUUGUCUGCCGAAAGCAGUUUGUGACUAUUCGGGCGGCCGUCGUUAUAAUCCAGUGCUUCACUCGGGGUAUGUUCGCAAGAAGACUUCGCAUGCAAUUAUUGUACGAAGCUAAAACGAAGAUCAUCCAGCGGUGCUGGAGAAGAUACAGAGCGAGAGAGAAUUACAGAAAUUACAAAAAGACGAUUGUUUACCUUCAGUCGUGUGUGCGCAGGAUGAUCGCUAGACGAGAACUGAAGCAGCUUAAGGUAAUUCAUGUUGAAAUGAGAGGAAAUUUGAAAAUCAGUAUAUUUUUCGUAAUCUUUGUCUUAUAUUUGUGUGCGCACAAGUAGUUGCUGUUUAUAGACGACAACAGAUCAUGGAAAAGAAAGAAAGAUGUGUAGUUUUGCAGUGGUCGUGCAAGUUGUGACAAAUUAAUGCAGUUGGAAUUACUCGGGAAGCUAACUGGCCGAGAAGAAUUUAGCCAUUUUGAUAUCACUACUUUGUUGAUCAUUAAAGCGCUACCUGAGUACAUUUGCACAAGCCGUCAUACUUACGCAUGAAAGAUGAAACUGUGACCUUCAACGGUCGCCAGCAGCGGAAGCAAAUCUCAUACAUACUGCACAAUUCCACUUCGUAGUUUUCUGUGGAAAGUUAGUCUUUUGUUCCAGUGACAGAAAGGAAGAGAACCAAUUUUACUUUUUUGUGUUCAGUGGGAGAAAUUUUGUUAUAAACGCUUUCUUUUUCUUUAGAUCGAAGCGCGCUCUGUGGAACAUUAUAAGAAGUUGAACAUAGGAAUGGAAAACAAGAUCAUUCACUUACAGCAACGCCUUGAUGAACAGGUAUGUAUUUUUAUUUGUUUGGUUUGUUGAUUACCUGCCUGCCUCUCGUCCAUGUGGUGAUCUCAAACUUUUGCAAACUCAGAGAGAAGUGUCUGCUUUUGCAGAUUGUUUAAGAAAUAUGUAAUGAAAUAAUUAUGAAAUCGGGUUUCGCAUGAUAUCAAGAAUUAUCAAACCUCGUGUCUGUGUUAUCAGACCUCGGCAUUGAUAAUUCAUGAUAUCACGCUCAACCUCAUGCAAUAAGGGCUUACAAUCUUACCUAACUAAGAUAUUUGUUCUUAUCACUAAUUUCAUAUCUAUAUGAUUCAAUUAUUCAGUACUAUGAUUUGAUAUACUUUACCGUUUGUUCCUUUUUAUAGGUUAAAGAAAAAGAACAAGCAAUGGUUGCCGGGCGAGAACUUGAAGCUACACGGAAAGAACUGGAACAAGCCAAGCAGUGGAAAGGACAGUUUGAAUCGACGCAGUCCAAAAUGCUGGAGUUGGAACUUGUCAUCAAGGAACUGCGAGAGGAACUGAACAUGGCCAUUGUGGAGAAAGAUGGCACCGAGGAACGCGCCAAAACAGAAAAGGAGGAGCUAGAAGAGGUUUGAAUUUGGAAAAUAAUUUAACCUAACUUUGAAAUAUUCAGCGCAUAUUGAGGGGAAAUCUGUCUCACAAGAAAUUAGCGAGUUUUAGAUUUAUGUUUGUUUGUGAAGACGUGUGACCGCAAAGCUCUAGGAGUCAUGUGACCAGGCUCUGGCGGCCACGUUUGCCGUUUGUGGUCCACGUUUGAAUUUCGGGCAACAAAGUUUCAGGAAGUUGUACUUUCUCGGCGCUCUCCGUCUUCGAGUUCGAAAGUUCUCACAUAUGUCCGGUAAAUAUGUGUUAGAUGAGGUCUUUUUUUUUCUUUUUUUCUGAAAAACCAAACUUUUAGCCGCAUUUUGUGUUUGAGGUGAAGGAACUCUAUCCAGUCUGUAAUUCAAGAUGGCGGCGCACAUGUUGAUUUUCAUGGAUUUUUAUAGUUGAAAGCCGAAGGCGUGAUAAAAAGCUGAAAAUCUCAAAACAUUUGACUACCAACCUCAAACCACUAACUACGGUUUGAGGUGAACAUAUCAAACGUGGAUCUAAUUCUCUCUCUACUUAUUUGUAAUGCUGUCACUUACAUAUUUGAAUUUGUGCAUUUGUUAUAGAUAAACAAGAAAUUGAAAGAAGAAUUGGCAAACCUAACGGAAGAGCUUGCUGAAGCAAAGGCAAUUUCUGACAGAGAGGUCUCUCUCAGGGAUGGUAUGUGCUUGAACGAGUCCAAAAUAACUUAGUCUUGAAAUACUCAGAAAAUUCGUAGAAAAAGAAAGGGGGUGAAGUGAGGGUAGUGGAAACAGAUUGCAAGUCGAGCUACUAGUCAGUCAAAUCAUGCUCUUCUUCAUAUAUGUUUGCCACCUCUGUCUGUUAUUUGAAAAACAGUUUUGUAGUCUAGAAGACAAAAAAAAUUAUUAGUAGCGUGAGUUUUUCGGUGGUGGCUCGGCGCUAAACUACAGGAUCGCAAACAAAUGACUCAAUUCAAACUUAGCAUGAUUAUAAACCCCAAUUCACUAAAAGAAAACCCUCUGGCUACUCGAUUGUGGUCCAAGAAUUAAACUUGAAGCUUUAGAGAGACAAAAACAGCCGGUGGUCAAACGAGGACUGUAAGUUAGGACUUCUUGGGUCUCAGUCGCUGACUCCUGGGUUCUGUCAGUCUUCCGGGAGCUAGCGAUCAGAUACGAGAAAACCAUCGUUACACCGAAACUUUCAACAGAAGUCAAGUUUCCUCUGGCUUUUUAUUAAUUUGUUUGUAGUUGCAUACCCUAAUUUUAUUAAAGGAGAUAACUUUCUAAAGAAACUGUGGUGCUGUUUCGGUGGGGCAUUACAAGAUAAUGUGGUUUGAUCAAUUGGGUUGAAAAUGUAACUUGGCUACCGUCAAGAGUUUCUAAAGCUGACUUUUCGCGUGUUUUCGAGUGUUGGCCAUUUCAGUUUGUCGUUUUUAAAACCCUUUACCAGAAAUAAUCUGUCAUUUUCUCGUUGCCUUUAGAAAUCAUUAACCAAAGCCUUGAAGCCCAGAGACAACAACUUCUGGCGGAAUUUGAAGCUGAAAGAAGCAACCACCAGAGAGUUUUACGAGAUUACGACCGACUGGAACAACGGUAUCAGAAUUUACAGGAUGAAGUGGAGAUUGAAAAAUUCAGUCCGGUUGCUAAAAGAGAGUCUAAUGGCCCUAUAAGUGCUAGUGGUUCAGGUGCGUUAUUUUGGAUGAAUUAUAUGAUAUUAGCAUAGUUGUGCCGGUGAUUAUAGAGGUGCACGCGCUUUGAUUGGUCGAAUAUUGUGUCCUAUCUCGCUAUAAUCACCUCGAACAAGGUGAUUAUAGCAGGAGCGCAAAAUUUCAAACUGGCUGCCUGGCGUUUUGUUAUUGUUACCGAGGAAGUGAUGAACGCGAUGGAGAAAAUGCUACUCCAAAGAGCACAAAAGAUGCUUUUAAGUUAAGAGUAACAUUUUUGAAAAUAAAGAUUUAAGUUUUUGCUGAUUGAAUUAAAUGAAUCUAUCAAAUUCUAGUGAAAACUGGCUCUUUAUCUUGAUUCGAGUAAUCAAAACAAUUGAAACUGAAGGGUUUCAACAAGGUAACGAAUAUUUACAACAGAAUUUGAAAUCACCUUAGGAAUUAUGGUAAAACAAAUAUUCGCCUCGGGCUCCGUGAGUAUUGUUGAGUAAUCCUCGACUUCGUCUGGGGGAUUAUUUAACAAUAUUUACUUCACCAUCGGCGAAUAAUUGUCAAAUAUUUCAAUAGCGUUCCAUGCCGUCGUGGAUCAAGAGCCUUGUUUGCUUAAAACAUUUUUUUGUGGAAACUACAUGUAUUUUGAAGUCCAUCUCCAACUUUCACGUUUAAAAAAUCAGCAUCAAAUCAUUAGAGUCGCUGUCAUCAAAUUCUUUAACGUGUAUUUGUUUUACCAGGAUUUACGAUUGAUAUUUAUUUCAUUUAUUCAGUUUACUUUAAUUUACUUAUUUGUGAUACCUGUUAAUAAGCUGGCAAGCCGCUACAGUCGUUGGCACAGCGUGGUCUGCGGUAGCUAACUCAAAGAAGCUUACUGCUUUCGUACUAUAAAACUUCAUUGUCUUUGGCACUCUCGAUGUUUUUAGCUCGUGCGCCGCUCAUUAAUCGACAGGUGAAUUUUUCACUAAGCAGAUUGUGUUAGGUACUACAUUGAGGAUAAUUCCAACCUUUGGGCUGGGCAUAAUUCUGAUUUAUUUCAAUGACAGAAAAUUCUCUAGAAGAUGCCGAUGAGAGGGAACAGCAACAAGAUGAAAACGUGGAAGUUGGAAUUAAAAAGAACAAGUUCGUUCAAGGACUUAAAAAAAGAAUACGCGAGCUAGAGGACAAAUUAAUGGAAUCUGAACAGAUUCAAGCGAAUGGCGAUAUACCCCGUAUUACGGUAGAGACAUCAUUGGAACAGAAACCACCAAGUGAAAAUCAGGUUAUCGAAUCUGAAAAAUUUCAGCAAGUCUUACAUGAGAGAGAACAAUUGGAACAAGAGAAAAGUAGCCUCGAGAAGCAAAACAAAAAGAUAGAUUCUGAACUUGAACUUCUUAGAAAACUCGUAAGUCAAAGAAAUAUUGAUAAAAAGGCGGAAUGGGACAUGAUAAACGAGAGAAUGGAUGAGAUAUCAGCCGAACGCGACCAGAUAAAGAAUGAGAAGAACCGACUGAGAGAAGAACUUGUAAGAAUGGCUUCUGUCGCUAAGGACAUGCAUAAUAUAGAGGAACUGUUACGAACCAAUCCUGAUGAAAGCGCUUACGUACUGCAGGCGGAGAGUUUGAAGAAAGCAAACAACGUUCUGCAGAAUGAACUGCACGACUUGCUUCAGAGCGAAAAGGAAUUGAAGGCAGCUAAUGACAAGCUUUGGAAGGAAAAGGCACAGUUGCAAACGGUAUGUUCUAACUCUCUCAAAGGUACGUUUUAACUCUUUGAAAUAAGCAGCAGGAAUUUUGCUCUCGAAUGCUUACUUAGUAAAUGUGGUCAAUUUUAGUUGCACUGCCCAGCAAUAGAUUGUCUGGUAAAAACUUCGGCCAGCAGAGGAAAUAUAGGUCUGAAGUUCUCGGAAUCAGCAUUCCAAAGGUCAUGAAGUCAACUCUUGAACGACACUUUUGUAGCACUGUCGCCGAUCUCCUUUUCUUUGCUUUGUCUCACGCCCGCGAGAAAUUGGUUCUAUCAUCUUUUGACGUUUCCAAUUUUAUUUGUAGAUUAUGUUCCUACUUUAUUUAUGAUUUGAGUAUGAUUAUGGCUGGCCAAAAUGUUUAUAUCCUGUUUUAGGGGCGUGGUGCGUCCUUGUCAUCUAUGGAUGGGAAUUUCAAUCAAGAAGUUGGUCGUCUGGUAACAGAGAACGUGGUAAGUCGAUAAAUUUUUUUUUUCUUUUUUUAGCCUGUUGCUCUAACUGGAAUAUUUGCGUUGGUGUUGUCGUAGUUUUACCAAAAAAUAGCGCAGAGCUCGUAUAAAAGCACUUUUUUUUUCAGGAACUCCGCGAACAAGUUGAAAAACUCGAGGCAGAGCUGGAAGAGUACAAGAAAGGUGGAACAACAGCGCUGACUCCAUUCCGAGGAAGAGCACAGUCGUGGAGAGGUCAGCUUAAGAACAGUUUUAUUGCAAAGGUGUCUUUGUCAGUUCUACUGAAUUGGUUGGUAACUGUUUAUUUUGUAGGUGAAGUGGAGCAGAAACGGAGAGCUCAAAGUUUCUUAUCUGGUCAAGAACCAAAAGCUGGAAAGGUGGUAAGAUCAGAAAAAUCUCCUGACUGAAUUUUUCACUGUUUUCUUCGGUCUGGGGAAAUAUUAUUAGUAGCUUAUUGGGAAGACCAAAAUAAUUGCCCUUACAGCCGGGCUUGCAAGCAUGUUGCCCAAGGUUCCCUUGGAACAGCCCUUAAAAAAAAGAACAAAAGUUAAAACAACAAAGACACAGAAAGAAAAAAAACGUAAAACCAAAACACAAACAACCAAAAAAACAGAAAAAAAUCAGUUAUUUUCAGAGAAAUGAUGUUCAACCCUUACCAAUGUUACACUGAAAGGCUAUACACCUUUAUCAAGCGAAAUUAAAGUGGUGAGAAUUUAUCUUUCGUCAACUUCCCUUCAAAUGACUUCGAAUGACUUUGAGAUCGAAAUGUAUUGCAGCCGCAAGGCGAGAUGAAGAGCCAGGAUUUCGAAAUAAGAAUCCUGCGUCGUGACCAGUGAGCUGUUAGAUGCGCUUGUUAUUAGCGAUCGACUUUACCUUUCGAUUGAAGACUCAGCCAGCAGUUUUUUACCUAUGAAAUAUUUAUUCAUUUCAUUUCCAUAACACUGGAUUCAAUGAAUGAAUGUAAUGUUAUUUUUAUAAUAUGUUUUUUAUUUUACUUUUGGCACAAGCUGUUAAACGCACAUGGUUAUGUUUUGUUUGUUUUUAGUAACUCAGAUUUGGUUAUAUGUAAUAGCGAGAUUCUUCCUCAUUUAUUCGCGUUAUAACUGGCGGUUUUGAACGAAUUUGCCAGAUAAAGAAAGGCUCUACUCUGGUGUGCUCGGUUCACCUCAAGCCCAAGGAUAUGUAUAAGACUAUAACUGGGCUUACACGUCUAAAACAUCGCAGUUUGCACGAACCAAGGAGGGUAAAGACCGCCGGCAAAACAAAUUGCAAGUGUAAAAACAUUUUGCGGACCAGCAACCAGAAGAUAAGUGACGUCAGUUCUUUUUCAAUUCAAUCCGUUUCAAUUGAUAUAAAAAACUGCCGGCCGAGUCUUCAAUCGAAAGGAAAAGGCGAUCGUUGAUAAAACGUGCAUCAUUCGAAGAAAAAUUGAAGAAAGAUAAAUUGUCACCACUUUUAUUUCGUUUGUCGUUACUACAGAAAUUAAAGCAGCAAUGAUCGUGGGCCAUGCUUAACACAAAACCUAAACCUUAUGCCCGUCCAGUCUCGAUUUUGUGCGCCACGCAACCCAAGAUGGCGCUGCGUGAUAAAGGUGUAUUGAAGAAUAUAUUGUGCCUAAUACUUGUGACUCUUUUGGUUUACCGGCAUCUAGUCCUAAACAUUCACUUAACAUUUAAUCAAUUGAUUCCUCCAGGUUAUGAGGCAUGCUGGACUGCUCAGGAAAUCCUCGCAUGCGCACAAGGAAGGGGUAGUUAUUCUGUUGACUGUUUGCUUUGCUGGUUUCUUGUUGAUAUAUUUUAACUGAAGUUAGUAAUCAAUGUGGUGUAGUAUUUGUUAUCGAUCACAGUUGGCGGUUUUGGUGAAAUUUUUCACCUUAGCCCGUGCGAAAAAUCAUAUCUUCUCGUGUCUCCGGCCGACCCAAAAAUCUUAACGUGUGCGAGGAAACUGCUCUAAACCGACGUUUGAUGCAAAGUUUUUCAAAGAAUAAGUGACAUGAUAACCAAGUAUAGUCUGCUAGCAAACGCGCGAAAGAAUGCAAUGGUUAGUAACGAUGUUGUUGGAUGUCACGUAAUUUGUCACGUAAUUAAUGUUGAACUACGGUUGAAUUAUCGUAGUCACUUCUGUAGGUAGUAAAUAAUGCUUUGAUUUUUAUGUUCACUUUGGUAGGAUCUUCUUCCUCCUCUGCCGCAAUUAAGACAACACAAAAUCCGUGGAAUGAUUGAAUUUUCAGGCGAGGACGAAGAAAAAGUUAUCAAAUUCCUUAUCACUGAUAUGAACCCCAAAUCCAUGGCAGAUGCUAUUCCAGGACUCCCCGCGCACAUCCUGUUCAUGUGCAUCAGGCAUUGUGAUCACGUGAAUGAUGACCGGCGUAUGCAGAGUCUGCUGACUAACAGUAUAAACAGCAUUCGAAAAGUAGUCAAGGUAAAUAGUGAAUCAGAUAACUCUUAUUUAAUUGACUAUCGGAAAAAAAAUCCUCCAAUUACUUCAUUAAGCGUUGUAUUUGAUAUUGAAACUUGCGCAACAAUGUACAUACUCAACUAACUGGAUGUAAGACUGAAACCAAUCACUUCUUGGUCACUUGCAUUUACCUGAACUGGUAGGUAUUUUUUCUCUUUGAGUUGUUUCUGACUCUGAGAUAUUUUAUUAUUGGGAAGGUUCUUUCAAUGACCACUAGAUCGUUACUUUCAAUUGUUGUAACCUUAUUUAUUAUGAUUUACCCUACAAAUCAUGCCUUCAAAGAAAAAUGUUCCAGACAGAGCUUUUUUUAUCUCCCCAGUAUCUUUUUUUACUAUUUUUUUUUGCCAGAAAUUUCUUUACAUGUGCAUUGUCCUUCAGUAGAAGAAUUGUGAGUUCAGUUUACCCGCUUUUCUAAAAAAGCGACAUUCUUAGACGAAUGACAUGAGAGAGGAAAGAAAGUUAUGUAUCUACUGUACUCGGAUUAAGCUUGAUAUAGAUCCGUGAUCCUUACAUUGAAAAAAAAACUGGUUUCCUUUUGAUCAACAGAAAAACCCCAAUGAUCUUGAUAUCUUGGCAUUUUGGCUGGCAAAUACGUCGCGCCUUCUUCAUGACAUGAAGCAGUACAGCGGAGAUAAAGUAAGUUUAUUCAUAGUGUCAAUAGGGUCAAUCACCGACCGCUGGUCGCACAUGGAGCCCACGCCCCCUUCCCGACCCUACUCAAGAAUAAGGUCAAAACCCGAGCCUACAGCACUGAAGUUCACUUUUAAUAUGAUAACCAAAGGCCUAACUACUCACACUUCUCGUAUCUGUUUUUUUUUUAAUUUUUUUAAUUUAAUUUUUUUGUUCAGUUUUGGUAAAGAGCGCUUUAUUUUUGUUUAAAUACACUCAAUCUCCAUCAUUCAGAAGUUUUGUAUCUUUUGUUGCCACAGUUGUUGUUGUUGUUGGCGAUGUUUUAUGAUAAAUAAGCUGUAACUACCAAACUAACACCGUUGCAUUUUUGCAUGUAAUGCCAUAGAUUAUAAAAAAGCCGAUUUCCAUCUGUUUCUAUUAAUUUCAACGCCUUUCCUCCAAAGAUGUUUCGUUUUAGAAGAAUUUCAUCUUUAAUUAAAAGGAAAAGAAUAUGAAUGGUUUUGCGCUAAAAGUUUGCGCCAGACCUCGCUUUGAAACCGAGGCGGAAAUACAGUUUGAAAUAGCGCCAGCCUUUGAUUUACAAGAAUUCGAGCCGUAAUUGACAUGCAUGAAAAAAAGACGAAAAGUUUCCCUGCAUAUUAUAGAGAAUUUGCCACAAAUUUGCUCUUUUCUUCUCGAAGUAUUGAUCAAUGAUUAACAUUAUUUUACCGAUCUUCCUUGUGUUCUUCAUCAGCAUUUUCUUUUGAGGUCACAGUGGUGUAACUUUGUGAUGUGACUUUCAGUGUCUAACUUCUGACUCUUCUCAUUCAUUCUCGCUUUGCUCACUGAAAAUUCUUCAGUGGUUUGUAAGACGACCCGAUGAAGAGGGACUGUCCGCAUCUCUGUUAAAACAGUGGAGUAAUAUGAAGGAUUACAUCAAAGAUGUUAGUUUGCCACCAACCUUUCUUAUUGUGCACUUCGUGGUUUGUUUUUCUGAAUGCUGAAUGCACGCUUGUAUCUGCACCAUCUGGUUUCUUUUUCCUUCUUUAUACUCAAGGCGAAUUUCGUUGUCACAUUUUGUGAGACAAUUUUCUCUGAAUGUCUUUUGCUCAUCUUUCUUCUCUGCUAACUUGAUUCAUCUUUUAUGUUCUUUAAUUACUUGUUUAUGUAACACUUAUGACCACAAAUGUUUAUUUUUUUCUGUUAUUUAAUCAUUUUUACUUCUAUAUUUAUUCGUUUGUGAAUUCUGGCUAAUGUUUAUUUUGCAUUAUAGUUUCGUCACCUUUUGUUUACGUUUGUUUGAUGCUGUGGCUGCAACGUACAAAACCAUUAUAGUGUUCGUCAUCGUUCCUUACUUCUCUGUGACUUAUAAUUGUCAUUUUUGUCUUGUCACCAUGAUCAGAAAACUCUUUUUUUUUUCAUUACGGAACAUAAAUGGGAAAAUCUUAGCUCAUACAUUAGAAAUGAAGAAACACCCUAAACGGUUAAAUCUCCAGAGAGCCCUUAGAUUCUGACUUUCAAGUUGUUUUGAGUUCGAUAUGGUGUGCUGCAAGUGUUAAGAAGGCUUUUUUAAUUGAUGAUCCGCGUUAAAAGUAGGCACUUCUGUUCCAAAAUAGUCAUCAGCUAAUUAACUAAUUGAAUUGAAAUCCUUAAAAUGUACACGCUUGUCUGUUUUUUUCAGGCGUUUCAAGUGCAAAACACUCCAGAACAAAACGAACACUGUCUGAAAAACUUUGACCUGACAGAGUACCGGCAGGUGCUGAGCGACCUGGCCAUACAUGUCUAUCAAGAUUUAGUCAAGUGUAUAUGGGAAGCUAUACAACAUAUGAUAGGUAAAAUGACUUGUCACAAUGAUCCUAUUGGAGUGAUAAUCAAAUAGUGACUCAGUAGGCUAAUUGGUGGUGCCAUGGUUCAACACACAGGUGGGGUAGUUCAAGAAGAGAACACUUCCCUCUCUAAGCUCUCAUCCUCCCCGGUUCCCCCUCCCCAUCCCCCAUCCCUCAGAAGUCGAAAUGAGUACCAGAGAGCUGUCAGGGAAACCUGAUAAAUUGUUUGUGGGGAGGGGGGGACCUACGAACCUGGAAUUGACUUGCAAUCCAGGAUAUGUUACAGCAGCCUAAUUUCUUGAGAAUCGGUCAGUAUUUGACAACGAAGUAUGUCAGUAAAAUGGUUUACGACCGACUGCCGUCCAAUUCGUUCGUUGAUAAUCCGAUUACUAACUGAUCCUGGGCUUUUAGACCUGAUCUUCUUGUUACUCUAUUCAGAUUGAUUUCGUUUGGUUUAGAGAAAAGUAAGAAAGUUUUGUAGCUUUUUUUUAUUAAAUGAAGUAGCAAAACAAUCAGAGAUUGAUUUGAACAACACAGAAUCCUUUUGCCAAUUAUAUCUAGUUAUAACUAGUUAAGCUUGCUUCACACUUGCGACACAAGGACAUAACAAGAAAAACGAAAAAACGAACAGAUGACUUGUUUUCUUUAUAUCACUGUCUGUUUAGUUUCGCUUCUAAUACCUGACUUAGUCGACCUGUUCACGCCUCUGUACGAUGAAAUAAUUACGUUCUUAUGUAUUUUUCCCUUGUGUAGAUAGUGUGAACGGUUCAUACCGAUGUUGCUAUUUUCUUUUUAUGUCUGCGUGUUCACAUUACUAACUUGAUAACAUAAUAACCUUCUCGCGUUGUCUUCUCAUGCCAUUAUGUCGUUGUUUGUUAUUUGCAGUGCCUGGAAUGCUUGAGUACGACUCAAUUCCAGGCGUGUCCAGUUCCAAACCAUUCGGUGGGCGAUCCAAAGCUCAUGCUGACAUCACAGUGAAGUCUGUCACAAAGAUGGUGGGUAAAUUCAUAAGAAAAUAUCACAAAAGUACUUCCUUCAUCCAGUCUUAAGUUUUCUACACGGCCAUUUGUGAAAGUUUUGCAUUGCCUGAUAUCAUCAUGGGGUUAAUGAGUAUUACUAAAAUUGCUCCUCACAUUUGUCUAUCUUUUGCUAUUCUACGUAAUUUGUUGUACAUUUGCCUAAAAUUCCGACAAGAACAAAAGUUUUCUACACGACCAUUUGUGAAAGUUUUGCAUUGCCUGAUAUCAUCAUGGGGUUAAUGAGUAUUACUAAAAUUGCUCCUCACAGUUGUCUAUCUUUUGCUAUUCUACGUAAUUUGUUGUACAUUUGCCUAAAAUUCCGACAAGAACAAAAAACUUUGAUUUGACGGUUUUUCUUUUGUCAAGUUCCCAUCUGAUGGCGCUAAAAUGCGCCUAGUAAUUAGAUUUAAAGAUUGCAAGUAUAUUUUGAUUUCAGCUUUCAAACUUCCUUGCCAUACUUAAUGCCCACUGUGUGGAUCCAGAAAUCAUCAAACAGGUUUUUAGACAGGUAAGUCUGGUUGACUAGGUUUUAUCAUUAGUUUCUUGCAUUCUGGUUUUUGUUGAUGUUUCCUUUGCCGAUUUCUUUCAACAAUACUUUGUUGACAUUGUUGUUGUUGUUUUGUUUUACAUGAUAACUUAGCUCUUCUAUUACAUUGGUGCCAACAUGAUGAACAACCUUCUGUUAAGGAAAGAUAUGUGCCAUUGGUCAAGGGGAAUGCAAAUCAGGUCCGUCAUCAAAAUAGAACUUUGCUUUUAUACUGAAAUACCAAACUGAAUUGUAAUGCAAAAAGCUCAUCACCAAAUUCAAAUUUCUCCAAAGAAAAUGACAAAACAAGAAUGACAGAAUCCAUGCAUACUAACAGAACAUUUGCACCUAAAUCUUAUUGUUAGAAAAACUUUCUACCUGGUAAGUGAGGCAUAGUCAAAGAGGGAAAUAAAGAAAACCUAAAGUUUUACGUAUUUUUUUCCGUUCCUUAGAUUUAACCUCAGCCAGUUGGAGGACUGGGUCCGGCUGAACCAACUGGAGGGCAGCGGUAUUGUGGAAGCUUUGGAGAAUGUCACACAAGCGACACAAUUACUUCAGGUUAACAAAAAAACGUUGGAAGACGUGGACGCGAUUUGUGAAGUCUGUAGUUCUCUUAAUACCUUACAGGUAAGAUAACUGCUCUACUUACCAGCUGAGAUAAGAUAACCGCUUCAGGUGGAUUUGUAGUCGUCGUUUGUUUGUUUUGUUAAGUAAACGGUGGAAAUUCAAACAAUUGUGAAUUCGUGUGUUUGACUUAAGAAGUGAAAUGAAUCGCGGACUUGUUUUGGAAAACGUAUUAUGGUUGCCUGAGGUCAUGGACAAGUGCGAGAACUUCAAAAACUUAUUGCUGUGGCAACCAUGAUACAACAAGAGCGGGUUGUGGUGGAAACCUAUUGCAGGUAUCAAUCCUGGUUUAAUGGUCUUGAGGGGCAGAGCAAGUAUGGAGAACACUUCAGUUUACUGAUGAAUAUCCCCAGAAGACCAUCUUGAGGUCAUUUUAGAGUCACGUUUUGUCUUUUAAGCUAUCUUGGGAAAAAAAAGGAAUCUAAAGAGCUUAAUCAAAAGCUAGAAAGCUCAGUCAAACCAAUGUUUAUUAGUUAGUUAGUUAGUCCUCUUCGUGCGUCUUUGCACAUGAUGUAUCGUCUGGAGAAUGCCAUUGAUUUCUUUCCGUUGCCAGUCGCUCAGGCUGCUUUAUGCCCACCCUCUGUCUCUCAUUUCCCUUUGGCCGUCGGGAGUCCAUGGAUGGGGAUUGUGGGCAUGUAGGGCUGAUAUGGCAUUCGAAGUACAUGGCUAAUCCAACUCCAUCUUUUUCUCUGGACCUGCGUGGUGAUUGGUUCUGUAUUCGUUUAUCAAAGCAGUUCAUCGUUGGAGAUGAUGUCAGGCCAAAAGAAGCGGAGAAUUCUUUGCAGUGUUCCUUGAUUCCCACUAAUUAUGAUAAUUACUUCAUUUUUCUUAGGUUCAGAAGAUACUGUCCAUGUACACACCAGCCAACGAGUAUGAAGCUAGAGUACCUUCGUCUGUGAUUCGUGCAGUUGUGGACCGCGGCCAUAACAAGACAGAUCCAAUGUACCUGAUGACUGAUACAGCGUACAUUUAUCCCUUUACGUUGCCUUUCACUCCUUCAGCUGUGUCGUUAGAGUCUCUGAACAUCCCUGAUCAUUUGAACCUUGAUUUUCUUAAGGUGGUGUGAAGUUUGUGUUAGUACUAAAUAGCAGAAUUGGGUUUUGGAUUGAGGCUGGAAUUUCCUUUUAAAUUUCGAAUUUUUUUUCGCAUGAAGAAUACUCAUGUCCGAGUUCUGUCAUUAUUGGGUGCAUGUUGAUACCUCAAAUCAAUUCGACUGCUUCGUAUCAUUUCGAAGGACCCCUACCAAAAAGGUAUUAUACGCUAAUAUAUAAUUUAGAGAAAGCCGUCAUUGGCUUUGAAGUUAAGAAACAAGUUAUGAAUGGAUAUAUUGUAUCAACAAAGUAAUUGUUAAAGUAUAGAAAUAAGACCUGUGAGUAACAAUUGAGCGUAGCCUCAGAACCAAAUUUACAUUAAGAAUGCUUCUUUGAUAGACACAAGUUAAGCAUGUAAAUAGCAUAGCCUAAUCAUUGCGCCCUAUUACAAAUAGCCUCUAUGUUAGCAUUUAGCGCUUCUUUGGAGGAGACCUUAGCAGAUCUGCGAGUAGAGAGGUAGUGGACCCCUAUGUUUAACGUUCAACUGUGAGAGUGG